AACUUAAAAUAGUCAAUGAACGAAGAUAAUCGGCGUUGUCCUAUGAGACUGAACAUAAAUGCGAUCAACUAUCCUUAUAAUUGGUCCGAUGUUUAUGUUUAUAUGCUCGACCUCUUACUUCUCAAAGUAGGACAUGGCAAAAUGGUGGUCUGUCGACUAGUUGGGUUUCUUGCACUUUUCUGCGCAUGCGUUGCCCAGUACCCACAGAGCAGUUGCCGUGACCUUGACGCACAGGCAUGCCUUCUGUUCUCCAUGGCCAAGCCAGACCUUUGCAACGACGCAGCAUUCUCACAAACAACGUGUAGACGCUUCUGUGGAAACUGUCCUCUGGAAUGUUACGCCUGCCCGACCCCCGUGCUAAACCCCUUGGACUGCAAUACCACCACCACGUGCUCCAUUAACCAGACCUGUGUUACUAAGCAUCUGGCAGCAGCUGGCCACCAUGAGUAUAUCUUGGCAUGUGAACUAAAAGCAAUUUGCCUGGGACUGAGUUUCGGGUUCGGCAAGCGGGACGGUAGCGAGUCUGAGCGGGAUCGAUACGGUCGUGACGUAACUAUCGCCUGCUGCGACACGGACUUCUGCAACUCUCCCAACUAUCUGACAACAAAGACAACGACCACAACGAGGCUACCGCCUACGUCAUCAGGACCGUUUCCACACGGAUGCGAUCGAGACAUUGUGUUUGUUCUGGAUGACUCUGGAAGUGUUGGCCGAGCAAACUUUUUGCAGGGGUUGGGCUUCAUCAAAGAAAUUGUCCAACAACUGACCAUAGGUCCCGCAAACGCAAUGACGGGGCUCGUUGCCUACAGUACGCACGCAUACCCGAUGUGGCACCUGAACGAAAUUUUGACUAAACAACAACUGCUGCUUAACCUGUCGUCCGUACCGUACCAAGGAGGCAUCACGAGAACAAACGAGGCUUUGAAACUGGCUCGUACUACCAUGCUGACAUCACAACAUGGCGACCGCCCCAAUAACAAGAACGUCGUCAUCGUUUUUACUGACGGAGAUUCCAAUGAUAAACAAGACACAAUUAGUGAAGCCAACAACCUGCGCACCGUUAGCGAUGACGUCAUCAGCAUUGUUAUCGGAUCAGGCAUCAACAUCGCCGAACUGAAUGCUUUAGCAACCGAUAGCCACCACGUGUUUGACGUUCACAGCUACAACAGCCUUCAGUCGAUCUUGCCGCAGCUCAUGCAGAUUAUCUGUAACGCUUAAAUGUAUGUACAGCGUCAAUAAAAUUGCCAAUCUAA
Dreissena polymorpha is the source of this 1253-nucleotide messenger RNA. RefSeq names its product collagen alpha-3(VI) chain-like. The transcript is spliced from 9 exons. The record is from RefSeq and is a predicted model, not a curated record. Lineage: Eukaryota; Metazoa; Mollusca; Bivalvia; Myida; Dreissenidae. Bases 16 to 1218 code for a protein of 400 amino acids.